CCCUGUUAUCUCCUCUUUUAAUACACUGUUGUGCUCCCUUUCGUCGCCUGGUUGACUGGGGGCACGAAUGGCCUCGCCGUCGCCGCAGCUGCGAGGCCAGGAACCACCUUGUGAUCCACGGACAGAUCGUCCCGGCGUGGAGUGCCACGCGACGGGUAAGUUUUGAGAUAAGACUUUCUCCCAAAUGUGCACCAGCAUCUGUCGACCCCCGCCUCCACAGACACGCACGACGAUGGCGCUCCGGCAGAUCAUCCAGCUCUCUGUGGGCGCCGUCUUCUUUUGCUUUGGUGUCGCACUCACAUUCACGCCCGUCUGGCUCUCCCUCCAUCUCUUCCACACGCCUCCGCACGAGAUCAAUCAUCUUGCCCUGCGGCUCGGGGGGGUGCGCGAUCUCAUCCUGGGCGCCUGGUGUCUCGUAACAGACCAGCCGCGCGAACGAAGGCGGCUGCUGGUGGCCUUUUUUUGGUUGAAUGUGUUUGAUACCUACAGCUACUUUGCCACAGCGUACGAAGGCGUCGUCGACUUUCGAUUUGCCAGAGGCUCCUCGAUGGCUUCUAUGAUGAUGGGCACUCUGGCGCUGGGCGCAUCGGCGCUCUAAGGUCGCUGCAGUCCAAGUGAGUUGGCGUGCAACAGAGCAAGUGCGAUGGUAUGAUUGAGACCAUCUA
Messenger RNA from Acaromyces ingoldii, 665 nucleotides. RefSeq lists its product as hypothetical. The coding region runs from base 185 to 598 and encodes 137 amino acids. The record is from RefSeq and is a predicted model, not a curated record. NCBI's taxonomy places the organism in Eukaryota, Fungi, Basidiomycota, Exobasidiomycetes, Exobasidiales, Cryptobasidiaceae. The transcript has a single exon.